AUGAGUGAAUUCUCCUUAAAUGAGCAGUGGAAAACUGAAGUUCUGCCUCUUUACUCAGGAACCUCAAGCCUGCUACUUCCUUCCAGAAGACUUUUAGAAUUAGUGGUGGAAGAUGAUGUGCGCUUGGAGACGACCAAGCCAGAGGGAAGGCAGUGGCAAAUGGUGUUUCCUGGAGACCGAGCAGCAGCAGAAGGGGAGGAGAUGCUGGGAAGCUGCUGUGAGGCCAAGCUGAAAGGGGAGCAGGAUGAUGAUUGCUGCGAGGCCGAAGUUCAUCCAAACUCAAAGCACCAGGGAAAGCUGAAGGGCUUGAAGCCUUUUGACAAAUAUCUGGUGACUGUGUGGAAACCUGCAUCUGUGGGAAGUAACUGGCUUUUGGUUUGGAGCAUCAUCUUGUUGGCACACACAGUUCACAGCUGCCCUGAAAAAUGCCUCUGCUACACAGCCUCAAAGACUGCAGACUGCAGGAACAGAGGACUUACUGAAAUUCCUGCCCGUUUACCUCCCGAAAUUCAGAUACUACAGUUGCAGAACAACCGUAUCUGGAGAAUCAACCAAAACGCAUUCACUGCAACGCCGUUACUCAAAAUCUUGGACUUGUCUAAUAAUUCCCUCUCAAGUGUGGCACCUGGUGCGUUCCAAAAACUGAGGUAUCUACAGGUUUUAAACCUAACCAGAAAUAUGAUUCAUUAUAUAGAAAACAAGACUUUCAGUUUCCUCCCACACCUAAAAGAACUGGACUUGUCAUCCAACAGCAUUAUUCGAUUGCCUGAGACAUUUGGAAACAGCACAGGGAAUAUAACAUUGCUCUCUGUGAAGCAUAACAAACUUCAGAAAAUGGAAAGAAUUCUGCUGGAAUCACUUCCAAACCUGAAAGUGGUUCUCUUCAAAGAUAAUCCCUGGCAAUGCAAUUGUAAUAUCUUUGGCAUGAAACUGUGGCUGGAGAGUUUUCUAUACAGAGGAGGAAUUAGCGACGGCAUUAUCUGCUCAGCGCCAGGCGUUCGGAAGGGGAAGGACCUCCUCAAAGUCCCCUACGAGCUCUUUGGGGCCUGUCCUCUGAGGACAGCUCCCCUGCAGCCGGCCAGCAGCCACCAGCAUGGCUUUGAGCAGCGGAGCUGGCCGAAGCACGGCCACCACGGCGAGCCGGGGGACGGCGGCCGCGGCGGCUGCGAGCCCAAGGCCAGGCCCAGGCCCGUCAGCCUGCGCCACGCCAUCGCCACCGUGGUCAUCACGGGCGUGGUGUGCGGCGUGGUGUGCCUGAUGAUGCUGGCAGCUGCCGUCUACGGCUGUGCCUACGCUGCCAUCACGGCCAGGUACCACAAAGAGCACCCGGCCCCCGGCAGGCAGCACGGCGCUGCCGAGGAAAAAGAGCCGUUCGAGAGCUCCGCGGCUUGA
Molecule: messenger RNA, 1392 nt
Organism: Pyrgilauda ruficollis (rufous-necked snowfinch)
Lineage: Eukaryota; Metazoa; Chordata; Aves; Passeriformes; Passeridae
Gene: LRTM1
Product: leucine rich repeats and transmembrane domains 1
Exons: 4
Coding region: 1-1392 (463 amino acids)
Molecular function (GO): protein binding
Source: RefSeq, a predicted model, not a curated record